Molecule: messenger RNA, 2313 nt
Organism: Fusarium pseudograminearum CS3096
Lineage: Eukaryota; Fungi; Ascomycota; Sordariomycetes; Hypocreales; Nectriaceae
Exons: 1
Coding region: 1-2313 (770 amino acids)
Source: RefSeq, a predicted model, not a curated record
AUGGCCUGGUCGAAGUCUUUCGUUCUUUUGAUCGCCUCUUACAGCGUUACUGGGGUUCAAGCAGGCCCAUGCAAGCCUCGCUCGCCCAGUUACACUAUCUCUACCUAUCCGGUACCCCAGUCACUCUCUUCCAAGACCACCACUGUCACUUCUUCAGUUACAAUAGUCACUUCUGUGCCUUGCUAUGGCCCAGGCUGUGUUAUACCAUGCUACGGCCCGGGCUGUAGCACUACCACAUUCGUUUCUGCAAACACCAAGCCCGCCUCGACACUUUGCUAUGGCCCAGACUGUAGCUCCAACACUCUCGUUUCGACUGCUACUUCAGUUCCUUGUUACGGCCCAUCUUGUAGUAUACCGUGCUACGGCCCGAACUGCAACUCUGGCAGUUCAUCUACUACACUCGUUUCUGCAAACACUCAAACUACUUCUGUACCAUGCUAUGGCCCAGACUGCAGUUCCACCACUCUUUCAAAAACCACCGGUCUCUCUACCGGGACAGCUUCCUCAGGCACCACAACCAUACCCAAUGGCUCUUCCACGAUAUCUUCUUUGUCCACUUCUGGCAUGACCAACACACAAUCCACUACCAACACUGAGACAACAAAGGAUACUUCUGUUACUACCAAGGGAAGCUCUACCACAACUGAGCGCACUGACACUGCUUCAACACAAACUGGUGCUUCCAGCACAACCCAACAGACCUCUAUUGCUACCACAUCUGCUACAGGAUCUGGUACUACAGAGACUAACACGCUCUCUACAAACACUGGAAGCACACUUACCGCAAAGACUGACACCACUGGAUCAGCCUCUACCAACACUGUCUCUACCGGCACUGAAAACACUCUCACUACGAAAACCGACACCACGACUGGAACAGCUUAUACCAACACGCUCUCUACAAACACGAUCUCUACCAACACAGUCACUACAGGUACAUUCUCCACAAACACUCUUUCCACAAACACAGUCUCUACAAAUACUGGAAAUACCCAGACCACAACUGGAUCGGCUUGUACCAACACACAAAGCAGCUCGGCUACAGCGAGCACCACAACAGGAUAUGAUACUUUCACUACUACAAACACUCAGACCCAAACAUCGGUGACGACCACCGGCAGUGGUACUUCCCAGACCUCAGGGUCAAACACUUCUGGUUCUACCACCGGAAACGAUACUUCCAUGGCACAGUCUUCACAGACCACUUCUAUUCCCUAUGGUCCUAGUGCUUCAACAAACUCCGGUAGUUCCUCGGUCGCUACCCAGACUACAACUGGAUCAGCAUCUUCUACUACCGGUGCUUCAUCGUCUACAGCCGGAUCUUCGACUCAGACUGGCGGUUCUACUACAACCGGGACUGUAACUUCCAUAACUGGUGUUUCAUCAUCUACUGGCAGUUCAUCGGUUGUUACAACUCAGACUGUUUCCACAACUGGAUCUGCAUCUUCUGGAUCUACCACUACUGGUGGCUCCUCUACUACCGGAGGCUCUUCGUCCAGCGGUGGCUCUUCAACUCAGACUGGAAGCUCUACUACAACUGGAUCUGCGACUGCCCAGACUGAUACUUCAACAACUUCUGGAAUCUCUUCAGGUUCUUCAACUGGACCUGCGUCUUCCACCACUGGUGCUUCGACAUCUACUGGUGGAACUUCCAGCCAGACUAGUGGUUCUACCACACAGUCCACUGGAACCACUUCCACAGGAGCAAGCACAUCUGCAUCAGUGCCCUAUUCGGUACCUAGUGGAACAUCCAGCGCUUCAACUUCACAGUCAUCAAACACUUCUCAAAGCUCAGAUGCUUCCUCCACAACUGGCUCCGCGCCUUCAACUACCGCUUCCCAGCCCACAAGCACCAAGGUUACCUCAACAACCGCCUCAGGAUCAUCCACAAUCACAUCCAACCCAUACUCCGUCCCAACAACCAUGUCAACCAAGACCACAUGUGGAACAUCAUCAGCAACAUCAGGCUACCCGCCACCAAAGCCAACUUGCUUCCGCUACACUCUCGUCGAGAACCCUCCCAGUCCCUCAAAGUGCGGCAACACUGGUCUCGGUGGUGGUAAGAAAGCCAAUGUUCUCGGAAACGGUGAUGCAGACAGCGUCGAGGCAUGUGGAGAGAGCUGUGGUCAGAUGAAGGGAUGCAAGGCUGUUGUCUACGGCUACAAGGAGUCUGAUUAUAACAAACCUUACUGCAAGCUGCUCGAUGGACCUCAGGUUCGUGAUGCCGGAGAUGAUACGGCGUGGAGGUGGUAUGAUAUGUCUUGCUUUAACCCAGAUUGUGUCGCUCCACCUGGAUAUGAAUGCGGUUAUUAG